Cryptomeria japonica (Japanese cedar) is the source of this 1770-nucleotide messenger RNA. Its product is annotated as L-type lectin-domain containing receptor kinase IX.2-like. The record is from RefSeq and is a predicted model, not a curated record. The coding region runs from base 1 to 1770 and encodes 589 amino acids. Gene Ontology annotation, biological process: protein phosphorylation. The transcript has 2 exons. NCBI's taxonomy places the organism in Eukaryota, Viridiplantae, Streptophyta, Pinopsida, Cupressales, Cupressaceae. Gene Ontology annotation, cellular component: plasma membrane. Gene Ontology annotation, molecular function: ATP binding; carbohydrate binding; protein kinase activity.
AUGGCCAACAUUCAUGUACUACAGGUGACAAGAUUCCUUUUCUGCUUGUUUAUUACUUGUUCUGCUUUCUGUUACGUGUUAUUUGCCGGAGCACUUAGUUUUGAUUUUCUUCCCCGAACGGCUAUCCAUAUUUCUGAAGAUGCUUCCAUUUAUACAGCUUACCAAGAGUCAACUCAACGACGACAUGACAUGGAACCGUGGCUGGCUUUGGCAAGUUUCUCCACGAAUUUCCAGUUCAGUAUUGCCAGAUUUGAUGGUAAUGUCGGCGGAGACGGACUCGCUUUCUUCGUCGCUCCGUUCCACUUUGUACCGUCCGAUGCUUAUGCGGGCAAAUGGCUUGGGUUGUUCAAAUCUGAAACAGAUGGGAACUCAUCGAAUCAGAUUGUUGCUGUGGAGUUCGACACAUUCAAGAAUGACUGGGAUCCCGAUGACAACCAUGUGGGAAUCGAUGUCAACAGCAUUAAAUCCGAGGAAACAUUUUCAAUUAAAGAUGGUGCUCUCUACAGCGGAGUAAAAUGGGAAGCGUGGGUGGAUUACAAUGGUACAUUGGCACAGCUUCAAGUAAUUCUUUCACAGAGCCCAAACAAUGCUAGUCCAUCUAAACCGGAAAGUCCGGUGUUGGUGUAUGAUAUAGACCUGAGCUGGUACCUUCCCCAGAACGUCAUGGUUGGCCUUUCGGCCUCCACGGGGGUCUUUAUUGAGACUCACGAAUUACACUUUUGGAAAUUUUCAUGUCAAUUUUCAUGGGACAGUUUAACCCCAAGCCCAGCCCCAAUAUCUUACCCAAACCAAACAGCCCAAAUAUCGAACCCAAACCAAACAGAAAUGGAAAGCCCAAGCUCUAGCCAUUCUGGGUUGAAAAUUAUUUCUAUUGUUAUUGGUAUUGUUUGUGCUAUGGUUAUUAUUGUUUUCUUUGUAUGGAAACGCCGUAUAAGUGCUAGAAGAGGCGAGCGUUGCGAACUCGGGAGCAUUGGUGAGGAAAAGGAGAGCGAUGAGGAGCUGGACAAAAGGCUUGAAAGGGCUGUUCAGUCUGCGCGGAAGUUUUCAUAUGCUGAGCUCAGGGCCGCUACUAACAGCUUCAGUGCAAACCAAGAGAUUGGACAUGGUGGCUUCGGAAGCGUUUACAGAGGCACUCUGUGUGGCACAAAUGAAGUUGUAGCUGUGAAAAGGAUGAAUGCAAAUUCCGCUGAAGGAAAGAAACAGUACGCGUCAGAAGUGAUUAUGAACGGUAAUCUCACACACCGUAAUCUCGUUCAGCUUUUGGGAUGGUGCCACCGAAAGGAGGAUAGGCUUCUCGUCUAUGAAUUACUCCCAAAUGGAAGUCUGGAUAAUUAUCUUUUUGACAAUCCGAAGGGUGAUCUGGAAUGGGAUAAAAGAUAUAUCAUAGCCCUUGACAUAGCUUCUGGUCUCGUUUAUCUUCAUCAGGAUCGCCGGGACAGUGUUUUGCACAGGGAUAUCAAGGCAGGCAACGUGAUGUUGGAUUCAGAAUUCAGAGCAAAGCUGGGGGAUUUUGGUCUAGCGAGAGCGCUGAAAUCUGAGGAAGAUUAUUAUACCACUAAUCCAGCUGGUACAAUUGGGUAUAUGGCACCGGAGUUAGUCGUAACGGGAAAAGCCAGUCCAGAAUCAGACGUGUUCAGCUUUGGAGCACUCGCCCUUGAAAUUGCAUGUGGAAAGCGGCCGUUGAACAAUAGCUUAGAUGAACAUAAUUACAGACUGGUAGAAUGGGUUUGGCACUUGCAUGGAGAACAGAAUAGUAGAUGCAGUAGAUGA